AUGGCUUCCCUGCAGGGGGCCAGGCCCCUGGGCCCCACCAACGCUCGCGACCGGACGUCCGAGUUCAUGGCCGUGGUCCAGCGCCUGCAAUCCUCGCAAGGCCCUAGUUCUUCAAAUAGACAGGAUCUUAUAGCCUCGCCCACGCCGGCAUCCCACUCCGCCUUCUCUCGCCACGCGGCUGCCAUCGGGCUGGGCAUCCACUCCACCAGCCAGAAGCUGGCGCAGCUCGCCGCGCUGGCGCGGCGCACCUCCAUGUUCGACGACCCCGCCCAGGAGAUAGGGGAGCUGUCCAGCCUGGUGAAGGCCGACAUCCAGUCCCUCAGCGCCGGCAUCGCGGAGCUGGCGGCCAUGUCGGCGGGCCCCUCGGCGGGGCCCAGCCGCCAGGCCGCCGACCACUCGCACACGGUGGUGGACAGCCUGCGCUCACGCCUCAAGGACGCCACCAAGGAGUUCAAGGACGUGCUGACGCUGCGCACCGACAGCCUGCGUGUGCACGCCGACCGCAGGAGCCUGUUCUCCGCCGAGGCUGAGCCCCGGUUUGGGCCCCCGCUGGGGGCCCAGGCCAGCUUCCUGCCCACCCAGUCUCGCCACCCCCUCGUGCAAAGGAGGAACGCCGGGCUGGAAAACGGGCAUCACCCCCCAGGCGACGCCCCCGCCGCCCCACCGCAGGCCCAGACCCAGCUGCUGGCGGUGGCGCCGCAGGACACCUACCUCGACUCGCGGGCGGGGGCGCUGCGCCAGGUGGAGAGCACCAUCACCGAGCUGGGCAGCAUCUUCCAGCAGCUGGCGCACCUGGUGGCGGAGCAGGGGGAGGUGGCGCUGCGCAUCGACGAGAACGUGGACGACACGCUGGCCAACGUGGAUGCGGGCCAGGCGCAGCUGCUCAAGUACUACGACACCAUCUCCUCCAAUCGCUGGCUCAUCCUGAAGGUGUUUGGCGUGCUCAUGCUCUUCCUUGCUUUCUUCGUCACCUUCAUCGCCUGA
This is a messenger RNA of Auxenochlorella protothecoides, 984 nucleotides long. RefSeq names its product Syntaxin-32. NCBI's taxonomy places the organism in Eukaryota, Viridiplantae, Chlorophyta, Trebouxiophyceae, Chlorellales, Chlorellaceae. Bases 1 to 984 code for a protein of 327 amino acids. Gene Ontology annotation, biological process: endoplasmic reticulum to Golgi vesicle-mediated transport; vesicle fusion; intracellular protein transport. The transcript has 3 exons. The record is from RefSeq and is a predicted model, not a curated record. Gene Ontology annotation, molecular function: SNAP receptor activity; SNARE binding. Gene Ontology annotation, cellular component: SNARE complex; Golgi membrane; endomembrane system.